Lingula anatina is the source of this 2925-nucleotide messenger RNA. RefSeq names its product P-selectin-like. NCBI's taxonomy places the organism in Eukaryota, Metazoa, Brachiopoda, Lingulata, Lingulida, Lingulidae. The record is from RefSeq and is a predicted model, not a curated record.
AUGGAUAACGCCAAGGGCGUGGCAGACUCCCUGUGGGUGGGGCUCAGCAAAAACGACACUGGCGGUUCGACGUCCGAUUUCAGUGAAUUUACCUGGGGUGACGGAGAGAGCGUCAACUACACAGUGACAGACGGCAACCCUGGGACACUGACGGCCUCGUGUCAGGGAGUGACGAUCACCCCAUCAGGACUUGGAGUUUGGACCCGUCAGGACUGUGCGUCCACUUCGAGAUACGUUUGCCAGAGACUAGGAAACCCUCCAAGCACAGUAUGCAACCAUCCUGUCAUCACAUCCGGACUACACAUAUCUCCGAGCUACGGGCUGUGCUCUCUGGGAACCAACUGUUGCACCGUGAACACCACCGUGUCGUUUACUUGUGAUCCAGGCUGGUAUCUCAAUGGCCAAGGCACCGUUUAUUGCGCUAGCCACGGCCAGUGGGCUGUAGACCCCUAUUAUUCGUACCCUUACACAUGGACAACAUGUUCACCUCUACCAUGCCCUACAAUCAAUGUCCCAGCUGAGAAUCACGUAUAUGUAACGUCAACAAUUGGCAGUAUGGCGGAUACUGUGACGUUUUUCUGUCACAGUGGUUACGUCAUGGCGGACUCCAGGACCAACGUGACCAGUCAGUGUACAUGGAAUGCCACUCUAGCAGGCAUGGAGUGGACAGUGGUGACACCUAUAUGUUACGGUGGCGCCAAGGGCGUGGCAGACUCCUUAUGGGUGGGGCUCAGCAAAAACGACACUGGCGGUUCGACGUCCGAUUUCAGUGAUUUUACCUGGGGUGACGGAGAGAGUGUCAACUACACAGUGACAGACGGCAACCCUGGGACACUGACGGCCUCGUGUCAGGGAGUGACGAUCACCCCAACAGGACUUGGAGUUUGGACCCGUCAGGACUGUGCGUCCACUUCGAGAUACGUUUGCCAGAGACAAGGAAACCCUCCAAGCACAGUAUGCACCCAUCCUGUCAUCACAUCCGGACUACACAUAUCUCCGAGCUACGGGCUGUGCUCUCUGGGAACCAACUGUUGUACCGUGAACACCACCGUGUCGUUUACUUGUGAUCCAGGCUGGUAUCUCAAUGGCCAAGGCACCGUUUAUUGCGCUAGCAACGGCCAGUGGGCUGUAGACCCCUAUUAUUCUUACCCUUACACAUGGACAACAUGUUCACCUCUACCAUGCCCUACAAUCAAUAUCCCAGCUGAGAGUCACGUAUAUGUAACGUCAACAAUUGGCAGUAUGGCGGAUACUGUGACGUUUUUCUGUAACAGUGGUUACGUCAUGGCGGACUCCAGGACCAACGUGACCAGUCAGUGUACAUGGAAUGCCACUCUAGCAGGCAUGGAGUGGACAGUGGUGACACCUAUAUGUUACGAUUUAACGUCAUUUGUUAUGUCCUGCCCUGAUUUGACGAUCGACCAAAACGGAAAUUAUAACUGCACAGGCAUCAAUGGAACAAUUGAAGAUUCGAUCACUUGCAAAUGUUACCCUGGUUACGCAUAUGAUGACGGCACAUCCAUCCGGGUCCUAAGCUGUACCUUGGGUAGUGGAAGCCCAGGGUGGUCCAACCAGCUGACGUCAUGCAUACCUUUACCGUGUCCGGAUUUGAUCAUCGACCCGACAGGAAACUACAACUGCACAGGAAUCAGCGGAACUAUUGGAGAUUCUGUCACGUGCAGCUGUUACCCUGGUUAUAUGUACGCUGACAACAGUAACAUCCGGGUCUUGAACUGCACCUUGAUGACUGUCAGUCCAGUGUGGUCCAACAGACUGGCAUCAUGCGGACGUACAACAGAGAUAUGCGCCCCGCCCACAAUUCCAACAGAAAACCACGUGACCGGAAACGUUUCAGGAGCAAUCGUCGGCGAUGUCAUCAUGUACGUUUGUGACCCUGGGUACGCAGUCCAAGCCGGCAACGCCUACGUGACCUCUGUUUCCGUUGAGUGCGUCAGUGCUAACAACACACAUGAAUUGGAGACAACUACGCCAUCUAGUGAAAACUCGUCCAGGUUACCAUGCCCGGAAUUGAUCAUCAACGAGACCGGAAACUACAACUGCACAGGCACCAACGGUACGGUUGGAGAUAUGGUCAUGUGCUCAUGUUACCCCGGCUACGCAUUCAAUGAUAGCAGUAACAUCCGGGUAGUGAAUUGUACCUGGAUGAACGGCAAUCUUGGUUGGUCCAACCAACUGACGUCAUGCGAACCCCAGCCCUGCCCAAACAUCUCCACUGUUGUUACCCCCGAUCACCAUGUGACCUAUGAGGACUCCGGCCCGGUGACUGUGGGACAAAACAUCACAGUGAGAUGUGAAGGUGGUUAUGCACUGAGCGCUGAAAACCACACAGAUACCGUUCAAACUCUCGAAUGCGGUGCCAACGGGCCUUCGUCCGCUGCCUGGAGCAGUGUGGUAACGUCUUGUAUAGCUCUUCCCUGCCCGCCAGUUGAACUAAUAUCCGCAAACCACUUGGUGAUGGCCAACUAUUCAGGCUUUCUGGGGGACAGAAUAGCGUUUGAGUGCGAGGACAAUUACACGUUACCGGGAUUUGUGACAACCCUGGAAGUAAACUGCACUUGGGGCGGUUUGUCCACCGCUUGGUCUCAGCCGGUGCCGACAUGUGUGGCCAUUUGUGCACCACCCAUGAUUCCAGAAGAGAACCACGUGACCGGAAACGUUUCACGUGCACUUGUCGGUGACAUCAUCCUGUAUGUGUGUGAUCCUGGAUACGCUGUUCAAACUGGUGGCGUUUAUGUGACCUUUGUACCCGUGGAGUGUGUCAAUGUGAACUCUACGACAUCUAGCGGAAUUUUGUCUAGUGGUGGUGCUGUUUGGGAAACCAAUCCUCCAAUGUGUAUAGGAGAUAUGGAGGUCCAAGUGAUUGGCCAAUUUUUAGAACUACAUUUAAUAUAUGGUGAGAAAUGA